GUCCGGUGUAAGCCCUCCUCUCUGCCAAACACUCCUCCUUCUCCGCUGCACCAGCUGUAUGUAUUAUAUAUACGGGUCAUGUUCCGGACGCGCCCGCUGCUGGUGCGGCGAAUGUUCCUCCCAUACUACAGGUCAGGUAGCCAGCUACACACGUGCCGCAGAUUCCAUGUAGCUAGCGCAAACAUUGGCAUGAUGAUUUGAGGGGUGUGUGUGUGUGUGUGUGUCGGUCUGUCUAUGUGUGUGCAUUGUUGAUUGGGGUGCAGCAAGAAGAACGGGCCGCCUGUGAUAAGGAACCAGAUCCAGGGCGUCAGGCGGCACCGCUUCCUCAGGAUGGUCGCAUGCAACAUCAGAGGUGAGAAAGGCGGGAGGGAGGGAGGGAGGGCGGGAGGGCGGGAGGUGGAGAGUCAGUCAGUGUGUGCGUGUCGAUUCUUUGGCUCCCCCCUGUACGUCCGUCCGUCCACUCAUCAAUCAUUGCAGACAAGCGUGACGGCAAGCACAUGGAGGUGCUGGGCACUCACAUCAUCCAGAAGAAAGAUCUCUCACAGGAGCUGCGCCUCCGGUUCUCGCGCGUCAAGUUCUGGCUGGGCGUCAACGCCCACCUGACCAAGUCGGCCGCCCGAAUGCUCGGCAUGGCGGGCCUCAUCCCACCCCUACCGCCCCGGUUCGGCCGCCGCACCUAUGGCCACUUUGCCUACCUGGCUGAGGUGGAGCAGCAGUGGGCCAAGGAGCGGCACAGCGUGCUGCAGGACUACUACGUCCACCCCAGGACGGUCGAGAGGGUGCGGGAGAGGGUUGUGGGGGAGGAUGGCGGGGAGAAGGAUGUCCAGAGGGAAACCAUUAGGCUGCCGCGGUAGAGAGAUGAGAUAGAUUGAUGACACGCGUUUUUCGUACGUCGGCAUCCUCGAUAAUAGCGCACAGACAGACAGACAGACAGACAGACAGAUCGAUGGACGGAUGUCGUUGACGAACUGAAUCCCG
Molecule: messenger RNA, 978 nt
Organism: Vitrella brassicaformis
Lineage: Eukaryota; Vitrellaceae
Source: the annotation of a GenBank genome assembly